AUGACUCCCCGGUGUGAUUUGGUUACUGCGCCGACCAGUGUUACGCUCAACGAAGCGAACGUUAUUUUGAUGAAAUCGAAGAAGGGAAAGUUACCCGUGUUGAACGACAAGGAUGAGUUGGUUGCAUUGAUCUCCCGAACAGACAUCAGAAAGAAUCGAGACUACCCACUUGCAUCAAAGGAUAGCAGCAAGCAGUUGCUUGUUGGAGCUUCCAUCAGCACCAGACUUGAAGACAGAGAGCGAGUAAGACUCCUUGUUGACGCUGGUGUCGACGUCAUCGUCAUUGAUUCGUCUCAGGGGAACUCGCAUUACCAAAUUGAUAUGGUAAAAUACAUCAAGGACAAGUAUCCUCACUUGCAAGUGAUCGGGGGAAAUGUUGUAACUCAAAAUCAAGCGUUUAAUUUGAUCAAAGCCGGUGUUGACUGUUUACGAAUUGGAAUGGGCUCGGGCUCUAUUUGCAUCACACAAGAAGUCUGCGCGGUUGGCAGGCCACAAGGAACAGCUGUCUACAGAGUUUGUGAGCUUGCCAAGAAGUAUGGUGUGCCGUGUAUUGCCGAUGGUGGGAUAAAGAAUGUUGGGCAUGUUACGAAAGCUCUGAGCCUAGGAGCGUCAACUGUCAUGAUGGGAUCUUUGCUAGCAGCGACGAGUGAAUCGCCUGGUGAAUAUUUCUAUCAAGAUGGAGUUAGAUUGAAGAAGUACCGAGGAAUGGGCUCGCUGGAUGCAAUGAAACACAAGGCAAGCCAGAGUCGAUACUUCUCGGACAAGGAUAAGAUAAAAGUUGCACAAGGUGUCUCGGGUGCAGUGCAAGAUCGUGGCUCAAUUUACGACUACAUUCCGUAUCUCAUCGCGGGAGUCAAGCACGGUAAACAAGAUUUGGGAAUCAAAUCCGUUCGUGACAUGCACAAAGCUCUCUACAGUGGUGAAUUGAGAUUUGAAAGACGGUCGGCGGCUGCACGUGGCGAAGGAGGAGUUCAUGGUCUUUAUCACUUUGAAAAGAAGCUUUACUGA
Molecule: messenger RNA, 1008 nt
Organism: Oikopleura dioica
Lineage: Eukaryota; Metazoa; Chordata; Appendicularia; Copelata; Oikopleuridae
Source: the annotation of a GenBank genome assembly